GCUGAGUUGCGCUAUAAUCACCACGAAUUGCAGGUAGCGUUAAACGAAGCAGCACAAUGGCGCGAGUGGAUCUGGACGGUAACCCCAUCAAGCCUAUCACGAUCUGCAUGAUCGGUGCCGGUGGGUUCAUCGGCUCGCACCUCUGCGAGAAACUCAUGCACGAAACCCCUCACACGGUUUUCGCCUUGGACGUUUACAAUGACAAGAUCAAGCACCUUCUCGAACCCGAUUCUCUGCCUUGGGCCGGUCGCAUCACCUUCCACCGCCUCAACAUCAAACACGAUUCUCGCCUCGAAGGUCUCAUCAAGAUGGCAGAUCUCACCAUUAACCUCGCUGCGAUUUGCACCCCCGCGGAUUACAACACGCGCCCGCUCGACACCAUAUACAGCAAUUUCAUCGACGCGCUCCCCGUGGUGAAAUACUGUUCGGAGAAUAACAAGCGCCUUAUCCACUUCUCCACUUGCGAAGUGUACGGGAAAACGAUUGGAGCCUUUCUCCCCAAGGAUAGUCCUCUUCGUAAGGAUCCGGCGUACUAUGUUCUUAAAGAAGAUGAAUCUCCUUGUAUUUUUGGUUCUAUUGAAAAGCAGAGGUGGUCUUACGCCUGUGCUAAACAGUUGAUUGAGAGGCUGAUUUAUGGUGAGGGUGCUGAAAAUGGCUUGGAAUUCACCAUUGUUAGGCCUUUUAAUUGGAUUGGACCUAGAAUGGAUUUCAUUCCUGGCAUCGAUGGUCCAAGUGAGGGUGUUCCUCGGGUUCUUGCUUGCUUCAGCAAUAAUCUUCUCAGAGGAGAGCCCCUCAAGCUUGUAGACGGUGGACAGUCUCAAAGAACCUUUGUCUACAUUAAAGAUGCUAUUGAAGCUGUCUUGUUGAUGAUUGAAAAUCCUGCCAGAGCUAAUGGCCAUAUAUUUAAUGUGGGUAACCCAAACAACGAGGUUACUGUUAGGCAGCUUGCUGAAAUAAUGAUUCAGGUUUACUCAAAGGUGAGCGGAGAAAAAACUCCUGCAACACCAACCAUUGAUGUGAGCUCCAAAGAGUUUUAUGGUGAGGGAUAUGAUGACAGUGACAAGAGAAUUCCUGACAUGACCAUAAUAAACAAGCAGCUUGGUUGGAAUCCUAAGACUUCGCUUUUCGACCUGCUGGAAUCCACUCUGACCUAUCAGCACAAGACAUAUGCUGAAGCCAUCAAGAAAGUAAUUGCAAAACCCGUUGCAAGUUAAGCUUUUACAGGGAUGGUGAUUUUGCUAUCUUGGAGAAGGGUGUGGUUGCCUAAGUUUUCUGCCAUAUUUCACUGGUUGAUUUUAUAUAAAUGGUAAAUUUUCUUCCUUUCGGUUUCGUUAGCCAGUAGGCAAUAGCUCACAUAAGUCAUUGCCUUAAUGUAUGUUCUGGAGAAGUAGGAAUUUAUAUAUAGGGCAAUCUGUGCUGCUAUGUAAUUUUAAUGUAGACUUUGCGUUACUAAACAUGUUGAGCCAUUUUAUAAUAUUAGAGAAGAUGUUUUUUUUAAGUGUUUUUAGGGAUCUCUCCAACAUUGUUUUGUUGUCCUUCCGGGUCAGCUGUAAGUUGUAUCAUUCUGUAUUGACCCUCUUAAGAGUCAUGUCUUCUUAAUAUUAAUUUAUUCUAUGGUUAUUUUUUGUUA
Vigna unguiculata (cowpea) is the source of this 1630-nucleotide messenger RNA. RefSeq names its product UDP-D-apiose/UDP-D-xylose synthase 2-like. The record is from RefSeq and is a predicted model, not a curated record. Gene Ontology annotation, molecular function: carboxy-lyase activity. NCBI's taxonomy places the organism in Eukaryota, Viridiplantae, Streptophyta, Magnoliopsida, Fabales, Fabaceae.